AUUCAAGUAUAUCGGCCAUAACGUAGCUUCUGGUUUCUGUCUUUGAUCCCAGAUUCUGAAAAAGGGAUGCUGAAAUUCAUUCUGUAUGUGAAGAAUUUGACGACCAGAGGAUAAGGAGAAAAGUUUCCGGCUUUGUAGAGUUUUGAGUUAAAAUUGUUGGUACCCAUAUACGGUUUUCGAUAAUGAGUGGUGCUCCAAAGAGAUCUCAUGAAGAGGUUGGUAGUCAUUCUGCUUCUGCAAAGUAUCCACAUGAAGAUCCCAGUGCAUACCCAAAGGUGACAUCUUCUUCUGUUUCUAAUGAUUACCACCAUUCUCCUGCCUAUGAGACGGGUCAAGAUGGUAGAACAGCCAAGAUACCACGUACUGAAUCCCGUGAUUCGGAUAGAAGGUCGCCUCUGCAUUCAAGUUAUCGAUUGCCUUCAUCUGCUUCAAAUGAUUCACAUAUGGACUCCCAUCCUAGUGGUUCGGAUAGUAGGAUGGAGUCUCGGGAGCUUAGGGUUGAGAGCCGAGAGCCAAGGGCAGAAACGAGGGAGUUUCACAGUGAGGCAGUGAAGAGGGAGUAUCAAAGUGGAAAAAAUGAAAAGGAUGUUAGGUUUGAGAAUAGAGGAGAAGAUGUUAAAGAUGUGAAGUAUGACAGGGAGAACUACAGUGAUCCAAAGGGUGACAUGAAGGUUGAAAAGGAUGGUUAUGGUGGGUCUAGUAGUCACUUGGGUUGGAAGGAAUCAAGGGACUACCAUAGAGGAAAAAAGCAUUCAGAAGCCCCAGUGGGAGGCAUGGAUCCAUGGCAAAUGCCACGUGGUAGUACACCAGGGCUAAUUGAAGUUGGAAAGGAAGGCUCUGCUGCUGAAGAAAGGGAUCGUGUGGAAGUGCACGAGGCUGUUGGUGAGAAUAAAUUUGAUCCAAAAGGUGAGGAUAGGUUUAAGGACAAGGAAAGGAAAAGAAAAGAAGGGAAGCUUCGUGACUGGGGAGAUAGAGAUAAGGAAAGAAGUGAUCGCAGGAGUAGCAGCAUGCCAGCAGGUAAUAGCAGUGGGGAUGGUAAAGAAUCUGCAAGAGAGGAGAGAGAGGCUGACAGAUGGGAAAGAGAGAGGAAGGAUUUGAAGGACAAGGAGAGACUGAAAGAGAAGGAAAAGGAUCAUGUCAAGAGAGAAUUGUUGAAUGGAACAGAGAAAGAUGGAUUGCCCAAUGAGAAGGAAUUGGGAGAUGGAACGGCUAAAACAUCUGAGCAAGAGAAUACUACAUCUGAGCAGAGAAAACAAAAAGAGUUGGAUAACUGCAAAAAUGUUGAUAGAGAAGCUAAAGAGAGGAAGCGGGAAAGAGAUGUUGACACAGAAGGAAACAGAUCUGAAAAGCAAAGUAGGGGCUAUGAAAAAGAAUCUGAUGACGGAAGUGUAGAUGCUGAAGGGGCUAAUGAAAAGGACAGGGAAGGUUUUAAUUAUGGAGUCCAGCAGCGUAAAAGGCGGCCAAGAGGCAGCCCUCAAGUGACAAAUCGUGAGGCCCGUUUUAGGUCCCAUUCUCAGGAAAACGAAGGAUCUCAGGGUAAAGCUGAAGUAUCUUCUGUUGUCUAUAAAGUUGGUGAAUGCAUGCAAGAUCUAAUUAAGUUGUGGAAAGAAUAUGAAUCAUCUCAGGCUGAUAAAAGUGGUGAUAGUUCUCAAAAUGGUCCUACUCUUGAAAUUCGUAUACCUGCUGAGCAUGUUACUGCUACAAAUCGCCAGGUUAGAGGCGGUCAGUUGUGGGGUACUGAUAUCUACACAGAUGACUCUGAUCUUGUUGCUGUUCUCAUGCAUACUGGGUAUUGCCGCCCCACUGCCUCACCUCCUCCACCAGCCAUUCAAGAGUUGCGUGCUACCAUCCGUGUCCUGCCUCCUCAAGAUUGCUACACUUCUAAACUUAGAAACAAUGUUCGUUCCCGUGCAUGGGGAGCUGGAAUUGGUUGUAGUUAUCGUGUUGAAAGGUGCUGCAUUGUUAAGAAGGGAGGUGGGACCAUUGAUCUUGAGCCUUGUCUUACACAUUCAUCCACUGUAGAGCCUACCCUUGCUCCAGUAGCUGUGGAGCGGACAAUAACUACAAGAGCUGCAGCUUCGAAUGCAUUGCGGCAACAAAGGUUUGUAAGGGAAGUUACAAUACAAUACAACCUCUGCAAUGAGCCUUGGAUAAAAUACAGUAUAAGCAUAGUUGCUGACAAGGGUCUUAAGAAGCCCCUUUACACAUCAGCACGCUUGAAGAAGGGUGAAGUUCUCUAUUUAGAGACACAUUCAUGCAGGUAUGAGCUCUGUUUUACCGGUGAGAAACUGAUGAAAACCACAAUAGCACCUCAAGCUAAUGAAGCUGAGACAGAAAAAUCUCAAAACCACCACUCCCAUUCCAUAAAUGGUGAAAAGAAUGAUGCAGAUAACAUUAUGAUUGAUGUUUUCCGUUGGUCUCGCUGUAAGAAGCCCCUUCCACAGAAAGUCAUGCGUUCAGUUGGGAUCCCCUUGCCACUUGAACAUGUUGAGGUAAUAGAGGAGAAUCUCGACUGGGAGGACGUGCAGUGGUCACAAACAGGUGUUUGGAUAGCUGGAAAAGAAUACACACUUGCACGGGUGCAUUUUCAAUCUUCUAACUAGCUGUUGUUCUAAUGUUUUCUGUGUUACAUGUACCAUAACUUCAUGUUUUACAUUAUUGAAUCUGACCUGUAAACCAUGUCCGAGUGUGAAAUUAUAUAGAUACUGUAUUAUUGGGCUCAUCUCUUCGGCUGGAGUUGGCUGGAGAGGAUGUCACUUUCAGAAAUAGAAUGUCAGUGUUGUG
Molecule: messenger RNA, 2784 nt
Organism: Rubroshorea leprosula
Lineage: Eukaryota; Viridiplantae; Streptophyta; Magnoliopsida; Malvales; Dipterocarpaceae
Source: the annotation of a GenBank genome assembly